Messenger RNA from Numida meleagris (helmeted guineafowl), 2043 nucleotides. RefSeq names its product solute carrier family 2 member 6 (gene SLC2A6). Gene Ontology annotation, biological process: transmembrane transport. Gene Ontology annotation, cellular component: membrane. The coding region runs from base 1 to 1533 and encodes 510 amino acids. Lineage: Eukaryota; Metazoa; Chordata; Aves; Galliformes; Numididae. Gene Ontology annotation, molecular function: transmembrane transporter activity. The record is from RefSeq and is a predicted model, not a curated record. The transcript is spliced from 10 exons.
AUGGAGCCAAGCAUGCGGGAGCCGCUGGUGAGGAGGUCGAGCUCCUCAUACCACACCUUCUCUGAGAACAUCAGGAGGGGGCUGGACAAGGAGUACCUGCGGAGCCUCAACAACAAGUGGCUCUACGUGGCGGUGUUUGCUGCUGUGCUGGGGAAUUUCAGCUUCGGCUUCGCCCUGGUUUACCCCUCACCCGUGAUCCCUGCCCUGGAGGCUCACCCCAACCCCGCGCUGAGGCUGGACCGCCACAGAGCAUCCUGGUUUGGGUCAGUGUUCAUGCUGGGGGCGGCGGCGGGGGGGCUCAGCGCCAUGCUCCUCAAUGACCACCUGGGCCGCAAGCUCAGCAUCAUGUUCUCAGCCGUGCCCUCCGCCGUGGGAUAUGCGCUGAUGGCCAGCGCCCAGGGCAUCGAGAUGCUGCUGCUGGGCCGCGUGCUUACAGGCUAUGCUGGCGGUGUGACGGCUGCCUCCAUCCCGGUCUACAUCUCCGAGAUCUCCCACCCCGGGGUGCGAGGCAUGCUGGGCACUUGUCCUCAGAUCAUGGCAGUGCUGGGCUCCCUCAUCCUCUACGCGCUGGGGCUGCUCCUGGACUGGCGCUGGCUGGCUGUGGCAGGGGAGGUGCCCGUGCUCACCAUGAUCCUCCUGCUCUGCUUCAUGCCCAACUCGCCCCGCUUCCUGCUCUCCCAGGGGAAGGAGGAUGAGGCCCUGCGCUCGCUGUGCUGGCUGCGGGGCAGGGACACGGACUAUGCCCAGGAGUACGAGCAGAUUAAGGACAGUGUGAGAAAGCAGAGCCAGCGGAUUUCCUGUGCUGAGAUCAAGGAUCCCUUCAUCUACAAGCCCAUCCUGAUUGCUGUGGGGAUGAGGUUCCUGCAGCAGCUCUCUGGUGUCACCUGUGUCCUUGUGUACUUGCAGCCGAUAUUCAAGAAAAUGGCCGUCAUCCUGAAACCAGAGUAUGACGCAGCUCUCGUGGGCCUGGUUCGGCUGUUCUCGGUGGCGAUCGCUGCUGUGUCGAUGGAUAAAGCUGGGAGGAAGAUCCUUCUCUUUGUAUCAGCUGGAGUCAUGUUGGCCUCCAACCUGACCAUGGGGCUCUACAUCCACUUCGUGCCAUCUUCUCAGAAUGGCACUGUUGCCAAUAGAACCCUGGGAAGCCUUGCCAAUCCUCCUGCUGAGCCCGUCAACUACAUCACCCUCAUCCCCCUCCUGGCCGCCAUGUUCUUCAUAAUGGGUUAUGCCAUGGGCUGGGGGCCCAUCACCUGGCUGCUGAUGUCAGAGAUCCUCCCUCUGAAAGCUCGUGGGGUGGCAUCGGGCCUCUGUGUUGUUGUGAGCUGGCUGACAGCCUUCGCCCUGACCCAGCUCUUCCUUGGGGUUGUGGAGUUCUUUGGCCUCGAGGUGCCAUUCCUAUUCUUUGCCGUCAUCUGCGCCGGGAACAUCUUAUUUACAGGCUGCUGCGUCCCAGAAACCAAACGCAGGUCACUGGAGCAGAUUGAGGCCUUCUUCAGGACCGGUCGGAAGUCAUUCCUGAGGUCGUUCAGGAGGUAGGAGCUGCUGGCUGCAGCAGGCCACCAGUCCACAUGCUCAAGGACUAGAAAGAAAAGGGUUGUGCUGAUAGAGCUGGAGCCUGGAGAUCUCUGCAAAGAUGGUGCUCCCCCACAAAAGGGAGAGAACAGGUGGCAAUGAUUGUAUUGCUUCAGAUGUUGAAACUGCCAGCUGAAACUUGUAAGAUAUCCUCAUCCCAAGUCAUUCAGCACUAUGUACGGCCCUCCAGGCAGCACAUCAGCCCAAGGUAUGAGAGCACGUAACCAGCACCAGGCUGGACAUAAAGUUGUCCUGGAAAAUACAAGGUGCGGCUGUGGACAAGAGCCACCCAAGCAGCCCAAGAGCCCCAGGCUUUGGCUGGAACAGAGUUAACAGCUGCCGCUGUUCUGGCAAACACUCAGUGUGUAGUUGCAAGAAUAAAACUGUUUUGCCUCCAACUGCAAGAUAUUGCCUUGAUUUGCAGAGAAGAGCUGUGGGUGGGAUGGGAGAGGCAGACAAGGGCUGCGAGAUGGG